This is a messenger RNA of Lagopus leucura (white-tailed ptarmigan), 2152 nucleotides long. It is a transcript of the gene LAMP5, whose product is annotated as lysosomal associated membrane protein family member 5. Gene Ontology annotation, cellular component: membrane. Bases 563 to 1528 code for a protein of 321 amino acids. The transcript is spliced from 10 exons. The record is from RefSeq and is a predicted model, not a curated record. NCBI's taxonomy places the organism in Eukaryota, Metazoa, Chordata, Aves, Galliformes, Phasianidae.
AGCUGUGCAGCGUUGGUCUUUGCAGCACCUCAGAACAGCUUGAGUACAGUGUAGCAGCACUACCCCGAGAAUACAGCUGAGAGAGAGGAAAAGAUAGACUCUCCUUGACUUGAUUUCUUCGGACAAAUUUGGUGCAGCUGUGAGAGGGAAGGUCACACCACCUUGGCUGCACAGGGUUUUUCCAUUCCCACUAAACUGGGAGCUAGUCAUUGACUCACCUGUGUUCAAAUACAGGCUGCCUGAGGAACGGGCUGGCAGUGGGCAGCACAUCCCAGAGCUGCUUGGCUCUUUUUUUUGCUACGGAAGGCCACAUGAACACUGCUCUGCAGGCUGGAAGUGGGGGUGCUGCUGAAGCCAUGGAAGUUUUUGUUCUGGACUCAGGGCUGUGGGUCAGGCUUGCCCUGCCCCUGGCACAGCUGCUCUCGUUCAACAACUCUCUGAGUGCCCUCCUGGGUUGAGGGACAGCUGCUCAGCAUCAUACAAUCAUUUGGAGGCUUAAAAGCUACUUCAGGAAUAUUUAAAACUGAGUAAGAGGUUAGAGAACGGAGUGGAGGCUAGUUAAAUGCUGCAGUCUUCAGUGAAAGACCUGAAAAGGCAUGGCAUUAAGCUCUUAAGAGAAAUACAGUCUGAUGUGCUCAGAAGAUCACCUGGAGAAGCGGACCCACUCGGAGCAGCCGCCGCCGCGGGCACGCCGGGCCGAACAGGGAGGAUGGCCGCGCGGCGCCUCCCGGGGCUGCUCUUGCUCUUGCACUCCGUGGCUCGUCUGGCUGCCGAGCAAGAAGUUGAAAACCUCUCCGGGCUAUCCCCUAACCCCGAAAAGGAUAUCUUUGUGGUGCGGGAGAACAGGACGACGUGCCUCAUGGCGGAAUUCGCCGCCAAGUUCAUCGUCCCUUACGACGUGUGGGCAAGCAACUACGUGGAUCUGAUCACGGAGCAAGCCGACAUCCCGCUGUCGCGGGGCGCCGAGAUGAAGGGCAAGUGCGGCACCAACGAGUCGGAGCUGGAGAUCUCGUGGUUGGAGCGGGCGUACACCCUCAAACUCUUCUUCUUGAAGGAGGGGCACAACACGUCCCGCGGGCCGGAGGCUUUCUGGAGGCUCAGCCGGAUCCAGUUCGCCUAUGACACCUCGGAGCGCACCUACUUCAAGGAUGCCGUCAGCCCUGGGAAGCACACAGCCAGUUCCCAUCGGCUCUCUGCCUUGGUCACCCCAGCGGGGAAGUCCUAUGAGUGCCAGGCACAGCAGACAAUCUCCCUCAUCUCCAGUGAUCACCAGAAGUCUGUGCAGCUCUUGUUGUCUGAAGUCCGCAUCCAGCCCUUUGACAUCACUGCGGAUUUUGUCUUCAGUGAAGAACACAAGUGCCCGGUUGACCAGAGGGAGCAGUUAGAAGAAACCCUGCCUCUGAUUUUGGGCCUGAUACUGGGGUUGGUUAUUGUGAUAACCCUCUGUGUUUACCACAUCCACCAUAAGCUCACAGCCAACCAAGUGCAGAUUCCUCGUGACAGAUCUCAGUACAAACACAUGGGAUAGGCAACAGGACCCAGCAGCACGGAUAUUCAUCAGAGAGCUGGGGGGACUUGGCCAUCGCGUGGACUUCAUUAAGGUCCUCUGAGAAAGGGGCUCCAAACACAUUGCUGGCAUUUGCACUCAUGUUAAGGAAAUCACAAAAAGGUAUGGGGAUGUGUCCGGAAAAGUUCAGGCCAGAUCCUCAAGCUGCUGUGUACUGUAGUACUGCAGCCAGCUGAGGAACUGACCCCACACGUGAGGGGGAGUGAGGAAAAUUUGUUUUUGCUUCCUGCGCCACAUCUGAAUUAAAUUUAACUUAAACUUAACACACAAACAAAAGAAACGCACACAAAAAAGAGUAUUGUUACACAAACUAUAAAGAGCCAUGCUACUGCAAGUCAACUGAGAAAUGCUUCUGGCUGGACAUUCUGCACGUAUUGUGAUUGUUGAGAUGUUACAUUGCUACUUGCAACUGAUACCUUCACAGUGAGACAGAAACAAACAAAAAAGAAAACAGAACUAUUCACGUUACUAUGCAGAUUAUUCAGGUAUAAUCUAACGUAACAGAAAAAAUGUAAGGAAACUCUUGGAAUCUAACCUGAAAUGUAGGCCAUUUUUAAAUGAAUUAAAACAUGUACAUAUAGCGUA